Pedinophyceae sp. YPF-701 is the source of this 777-nucleotide messenger RNA. The record is from the annotation of a GenBank genome assembly. NCBI's taxonomy places the organism in Eukaryota, Viridiplantae, Chlorophyta, Pedinophyceae.
AUGGGCAUAGAGGUAGAUGUUGAGGAGGGGGGCAUCGUCGAGCUGGCCGCGGCCGCCCUGAUGCUCGCGGUCCCGGCAUUCCUCGCGUACUAUGUUCUCAAGUGCAUGGUGCGCAACCUCACUGGCUUCUUCUCCACGAUCUACCUCAUCUACCGGUCCAUGGUGUUCUUCAUGGUGGUCACCGUCGGCAUCCUCUACCCGCUGUUCCGCACCGCGGAGGCCCUGAUGACCGAGGCGACACACGACGACCACGUCAUGCUCCACUACUGGUUCAUGUUCGCCGGCAUCACCCUCCUCGAGUCGAUCCUGGAGAACUUCUUCGGCAUCCGCAAGUACAGCCUCUUCGGCUACAACGAGCUCAAGGUCCUCCUCCUCACGUGGAUGGUCGCGCCGUGGUACGAGGGCGCCUCGGACGUGUACACGCAGGACAUCAAGUCCACGGCGCAGGUGUGGGUGGAGGCCAUCCGCCCGCACAUCGUGUGGCUCGAGCUCCUCAUGGGCCUCUCCCCCGCGGGCAUCUUCUCGCUCCUCCGCGAGGGCCACCUCUUCACGGGGAGCGCCGUGUCGGAGGACGACGAGAAGCAGCGCGCCAUCAACGUGGACAGGAUCUUCGAGAAGACGCUGCGGCGGCUGUUCCACACGCUCGCGCGCCUCGAAAAGACGGGCCGCUUCUGGGAGUCGUACUCGGCCAAGUUUGGCGAGGGCGCCGCGGGCAGCCGCCGCGCGAGGGGCCCGCAGGAGGACGACUCGUGGAUGCGCGACGAAGACUCGUUCUGA